ACUGAUGUGUUACUAACAUGGACUGAAAAAAAAGGAAAGUGACACAUUUUCCCGGUCACUUGGACCAAUGUUCACAGUCAGGUGCAUUUUGGGAACAUCUGCAAAGUAUCUGGCCUCUCUGCCAGCGUGGAGACAACAAAUCAAGCUGCAGAACAGGAUGUCUUCUUCUCACCCUGUGGCUGCAGUGUGUCAGCUGUCAGUCACCCCGAACAAAGAGGCCAACUUCUCUGCCUGCAAACAGCUGGUGGAGGAAGCAAAGGAGCAAGGAGCCAGCAUGGUCUUCCUGCCCGAGAACUUUGACUACAUCGGAUCCAGUCUGGAGGAGACGCUGUCGCUGUCUGAGAGCCUGACAGGAGACACAAUCUCACGAUACACUCAGCUGGCCAGGAAGUUGGAAGUGUGGCUGUCUCUUGGAGGAUUUCAUGAGCGAGGACAUGAUUGGGAGUCUGACAGACGAAUCUACAACAGUCACAUCAUAAUUAACGAUAAAGGUGACAUCGUUUCAGUCUACAGGAAGUCUCAUUUGUUUGAUGUGGAACUGCCAGAAAAAGGCGUAUCCCUAAAAGAAAGUGGCUUCACAAUCCCAGGACCCUCCCUCGUGUCUCCGGUCCAAACUCCCGUCGGAAAGGUCGGCCAGGGCAUCUGCUACGAUCUGAGAUUCCCCGAUUUGUCUCUGGCUCUGCGAAGGCACGGGGCCGAGAUUCUCACGUACCCAUCAGCCUUCACUGUCGCAACAGGAGCUGCUCACUGGGAGGUGUUACUGCGCGCACGAGCAAUCGAGAACCAGUGUUUUGUCAUUGCGGCGGCUCAGGUCGGCCGGCACACUGAGAAGCGCUCAUCGUACGGCCACGCCCUCGUGGUGGACCCCUGGGGUGAGGUGCUGGGCGACUGCGGAGGGGAGAAAACGGGCAUGGUGCUGGUAGAGAUCGACCUCUCUAAAGUCAGCAGCACGAGGAAGAACAUGCCGGUCCAACAGCACCGCAGAGACACGAGUUUCUAUCAGAGUCUGGAAAAGACUUGAACGCAAGAGAAGUCCAAAGUGUUUUUGUUUCAGGUUCUUUAGAUUUCUGUGCAGAGAGAAAUUGUCAGCUUUUUUUAAUCAGAAGUGGAAACAUUUGUCUACAGUGUGAGAAGAGAACGUCCUUAUCGAAUGAAGCUGCUAAUGAAUAAAAAUUAAAGUGAACAUGAAGCAGAUGUUCCACUCCUGAUGGGAUAAAAAAUCAACUGUAAAUUAUUGACUCGUGGUGUCGCAGGCGGAAAUCAGCCGUCUCGUCUUUCUCUGCUUCCUCGGUGUCUCUGGUUGGUCUUUUGAACUCAUCCUGUCAUCACUGCAGUAGAUAAUUUCAUUCCCAGCUCGUAAAGCUCACUCACAAUCAAUAACAUCAGCUCGAACUUGUGCACACGAUGUUACUCGCUUCGGUCAGUAGAUGGUACUGUCGGGUUGUAACAAUACAAACAAGCAGGAGGAAAUGACUACAAAACGUUUCUGUUACAGCGAAAUGUACAAAUCCACCUGUAAUAUCUGAAAGUGUAUAAACUUAAACGUCUGGAAAUGA
Messenger RNA from Plectropomus leopardus (leopard coralgrouper), 1556 nucleotides. RefSeq names its product nitrilase 1 (gene nit1). Lineage: Eukaryota; Metazoa; Chordata; Actinopteri; Perciformes; Serranidae. The record is from RefSeq and is a predicted model, not a curated record. Gene Ontology annotation, molecular function: hydrolase activity, acting on carbon-nitrogen (but not peptide) bonds, in linear amides.